Molecule: messenger RNA, 315 nt
Organism: Baudoinia panamericana UAMH 10762
Lineage: Eukaryota; Fungi; Ascomycota; Dothideomycetes; Mycosphaerellales; Teratosphaeriaceae
Exons: 1
Coding region: 1-315 (104 amino acids)
Source: RefSeq, a predicted model, not a curated record
AUGCGCCGUCUCAGCAGCGAUGCGACCGUUGUGAUCGAGUGUGAUUAUUGCAGGUCACGGCAUCAGCAAUUUUGGUCAGCUAGUGCAUUGGUAGAGCAACCAUCCACUUCUUCUUUGAGGUGGCGUGGCAGGCGUACAGAUGCAACUGGCUGCAGGAGCAGCGCGCUCGCCGUCACGGCGUGGGAUGGUUGGACACUUAAUCCCCACAGAGUACUUGCUUUUGCAAACCUCCUUGCAAGAGUAGCUGAACUCAGGAGGGUAAGCCCGGUUCGAGCUCUUCAGACUGCGACCUGCCGUAUGUGGUUGCGUGUAUGA